Molecule: messenger RNA, 1596 nt
Organism: Juglans microcarpa x Juglans regia
Lineage: Eukaryota; Viridiplantae; Streptophyta; Magnoliopsida; Fagales; Juglandaceae
Product: plant intracellular Ras-group-related LRR protein 6
Exons: 3
Coding region: 126-1181 (351 amino acids)
Molecular function (GO): protein binding
Source: RefSeq, a predicted model, not a curated record
ACAAACACAACAAACAAGCCAGACUUUUUCUCUCGAAGGGUAUUAGGUUUCUAUUAAAAAACGAUUUGCGUCAUUUUCUCGGGAAAAGAUCAGAAUAAGUUCUUUCAUGUGGGUUUCUUAUAAGGAUGAUGUACGAACAGCAUCAGCCUCAACAGCAGCUGCAGCAGAUGAGGAAGAGGAUGGAGAGAAGGAAACCCGCAGAGGAAGAUCAGAGAUUAAUGGAAAUAGUGGAUUUGAGUGGCAUGUCCUUGGAGUCUCUCCCUACUCCUUCCCUUAAUUUAGGCACUAUUUGUAAGUUGAACCUCUCCAACAACAAUCUUCAGAGCAUUCCGGAGUCCUUGAUUGCGAGAUUGCUCAACCUGAUAGUGUUGGACGUGCACUCAAAUCAGCUUAAAUCGCUCCCAAAUUCGAUUGGCUGUCUUUCUAAGCUCAAGGUUCUCAACGUCUCCGGCAACCUUAUCGAGUCCCUACCAAAAUCCAUUGAGAACUGCAGAUCCUUAGAGGAACUGAAUGCCAACUUCAACAAGCUGAUGAAGCUCCCAGACACCAUCGGCUUUGAGCUUACUAACCUAAAGAAGCUCUCAGUCAACUCAAACAAGCUGGUUUUCCUCCCAAGCUCCACCUCCCACUUGACCUCCCUGCGUGUCUUAGACGCCCGCCUGAACUGCCUCAGGUCUCUCCCCGAAGACCUCGAGAACCUCAUCAACCUCGAAGCCCUCAACGUGAGCCAGAACUUCCAGUACCUCGACAGCCUCCCAUAUUCCAUAGGCCUCCUCAUCAACCUCGUCGAGCUGGACGUCAGCUACAACAAGAUAACAACCCUGCCCGACUCCAUGGGAUGUCUCAAGAAGCUCCAGAAGCUUAGCGUGGACGGGAACCCGCUCACUUCGCCUCCUACGGAGGUGGUGGAGCAGGGGAUGCAUGCGGUGAGGGAGUACCUGAGCGAGAAGAUGAAUGCAGGCCACAGAAGCCCGCAAAAGAAGAAAUCGUCAUGGAUUGGAAAGUUGGUCAAGUACGGGACCUUCAAUGGAAUCAGCACAAGACACCCUCAUCGCGUAGAGGAGCGCGACGGCUUCAUCAUGCCGGAGUACAGGUCCAUCGACAGCCUUGCUUCGCCGAGGUAUAUGGGGAUGUUCUCGCCGCGUCGUCUCUUCUCUCCCCGCACUUACUUCACUAGAUGAUCAUGUAGAUCAGGCGCAAGAAGCAACAUGGUCUUUGGAACAGCAAAAACCCUGUGAAUUAAGUUUCGCUGUAAAUGUUUUGUUUUUUUUUUGAAAGUGGACUUUGUGAAUUGAUCGUGCAUGUAUACCAUUAGUCGUUUUGCAGAUUGUAAAGUAGUACUGGGAUUCAGUGGCAAAGGGUUUUGUUGGGAUUUAGGCCUUUCGAAAGACUUCUCCUAGCCCUAGGUAUAUGGAUCAGAAAGAUUCGUGGGUUUUUUUUUUUUACUCUGAUCGUGUACUAAGUACGUUGCUAUGUAUGCAAAUAGCUAGAAUAUUGGGGUAUCAUGUUUUGGGAUCGAACCUAAAUAAACAUCACGCGUGUUUUGGAAAAUUUGUUUACCUGAAAGUUUUUAUAAAGGAAGCUGCUCUUUGGUCA